Messenger RNA from Mycena citricolor, 656 nucleotides. Lineage: Eukaryota; Fungi; Basidiomycota; Agaricomycetes; Agaricales; Mycenaceae. The record is from the annotation of a GenBank genome assembly.
CCCGGCUUUGCCGACAGGAUCACAGAUAUCGUGCGCCAUAUCAAUAAGCCAGCUGGUCUUUUCCAAGAGCGAGUACUGUCUCACUACUCCGACCUCGCCCCGAAGGAGAACCAGAGGAGAGGGACAGAAUUUGUAGGGAGGCCCGCUGUGAAAGCGAUCUGGACUUCCACGUCGGACGAAAUUGGAUUAGGCGGGGGUGGGUACAUCAAGACAACUCCUGCAGGAACAACGAGCUUAAAUUGACCGAUUGCAGGAGUUGCGGCAGCGGGAGGUGUUUCGGAGGGGUCAUGGUCUGGACCUUGGCUUCCAAACGCGGUGGACGUGAGGAACAAUUGAAAUGGUCGCUCGCCGGCAGCCGCGACGACCCCGCAACAGGGGUGGAACCGUCACUUGAAGUGCAAUUUCGUCACGUGGGGAUCUCCCAUCAAGAAUACGGCUCUACGAGUCAGCCACCUCUGGUCCUAUGCGUUUGUCCUUCGCGCUCGCGACAGGAUCUCCACCACAACGUGAUCCAAAAUUUACACGACUUUUGCCAAUUCUGCAAGAUCGACGGCUCUAUAGCACAAACUACACUCGAUGCAGGGUAGAUUACAGAUACUCGCAACUUUCAUACAGCUCCAUUCGCCCAUCGUCCUAAUACACGGUCUGCUUCGCCA